ACAGGUGAAGAUACCAAGACUCAAGGAGGCCAAGCCACUCGCCAGGGGGUUACACCGCCCGCAGAGGCAGAGCCGGAACUCACCCAGAUCCUGAGAAGACAGGAAAAUGGCCACGUGGAAUGAAAAGGCAGUCACCCGCAGGGCCAGGGUGGCUCCCGCCGAGAGGAUGAGCAAAUUCUUGAAACACUUCACCGUCGUCGGGGACGACUACCACGCCUGGAACAUCAACUACAAGAAGUGGGAGAAUGAGGAGGAGGAGGAGGAAGAAGAGCAGCCGCCGCCCACUGCCGCCUCGGCCUCGGCCGAGGAGGGCAGAGCCACUGACCCCACCCCAGCCCCGGCCCCUGUGCCCAGGCCCCGCCUAGACUUCAGGACCACUUUGAGGAAGCUCUUCAGCGCCCACAGGUUUCAGGUUAUCAUCAUCUGCCUGGUCGUCCUGGACGCCCUCCUGGUGCUUGCGGAGCUUGUUCUGGACCUGAGGAUCAUCCAGCCCGACAAGAAUAACUAUGCCCCCAGGGUGUUCCACUAUAUGAGCCUUGCUAUACUGACCUUUUUCAUGACGGAGAUUUUCUUUAAAAUAUUGGUCUUCCGCUUGGAGUUCUUUCACCACAAGUUUGAGAUCCUGGACGCCAUUGUGGUGGUCAUUUCCUUCAUCCUCGACAUCGUCCUCCUGUUCCGGGAGCAUGAAUUCGAGGCUCUGGGACUGCUGAUCCUGCUCCGGCUGUGGCGGGUGGCCCGGAUCAUCAAUGGGAUAAUUAUCUCGGUUAAGACACGUUCAGAACGGCAACUGUUAAGGUUAAAACAGAUAAACAUACAACUGGCCACCAAGAUACAGCACCUUGAAUUCAGCUGCUCUGAGAAGGAACAAGAAAUUGAGAGACUUAACAAGCUAUUGAGACAGCAUGGAUUUCUCGGGGAGGUGAACUAGAAGCACACCUUCUCCAGCUCAAAGGGAAGACCUGCCUCAUGGGCUUGUGACAAGGAAGACAGCCACCCCUCUGGGGCCAUGUCGGGGAGAGCUCUGGUUUGAUGGCUUUGCCUCACUGCUGCCGGCUCGGAUCCUGGGGGACACAGCCUUUUAGAGGCUCUAUUUCUUCCUUGGUGUGACUGAGAA
Messenger RNA from Budorcas taxicolor (takin), 1114 nucleotides. It is a transcript of the gene HVCN1, whose product is annotated as hydrogen voltage gated channel 1. Gene Ontology annotation, cellular component: plasma membrane. The record is from RefSeq and is a predicted model, not a curated record. Gene Ontology annotation, biological process: proton transmembrane transport. Gene Ontology annotation, molecular function: voltage-gated proton channel activity. The coding region runs from base 107 to 928 and encodes 273 amino acids. NCBI's taxonomy places the organism in Eukaryota, Metazoa, Chordata, Mammalia, Artiodactyla, Bovidae. The transcript has 7 exons.